Molecule: messenger RNA, 4785 nt
Organism: Myotis davidii
Lineage: Eukaryota; Metazoa; Chordata; Mammalia; Chiroptera; Vespertilionidae
Gene: USP31
Product: ubiquitin specific peptidase 31
Exons: 17
Coding region: 1-3480 (1159 amino acids)
Biological process (GO): protein deubiquitination
Molecular function (GO): cysteine-type deubiquitinase activity
Source: RefSeq, a predicted model, not a curated record
AUGCAGAUGCUGAGGACUCCCUGCUCCCUCACGGGAAGUAGAGGAGGGGGUCCCGAGCAGAAGCUGGCCAUGCUUCUGGCAACUUGUAGUAUUGUGUCAAAGAAUGCACUGCAGUACCGGGGGAACUCCCAGCACGACGCCCAGGAGUUUCUGUUGUGGCUUUUGGACCGAGUUCACGAAGACCUCAAUCAUGCUGUGAAGCAGAGCGGCCAGCCUCCUGUGAAGCCACCAUCAGAGUCUGAUAUGAUGCCUGAGGGACCAUCUUUUCCUGUCUGUAGCACUUUUGUACAAGAACUUUUUCAAGCCCAAUACAGAUCCUCCCUGACAUGUCCUCAUUGUCAGAAGCAGAGCAACACUUUUGACCCUUUCCUCUGCAUUUCUUUGCCAAUCCCUCUACCCUACACAAGGCCUCUCUAUGUCACCGUAGUGUACCAAGGAAAGUGUUCUCACUGCAUGCGGAUUGGCGUGGCUGUGCCUCUGUCGGGGACUGUCGCCAGACUUCGGGAAGCAGUGUCUCUGGAAACAAAGAUCCCCACUGACCAGAUUGUGUUAACAGAAAUGUACUAUGAUGGGUUCCAUCGUUCCUUUUGUGACACAGAUGACCUGGAAACAGUCCAUGAAAGCGACUGCAUUUUUGCCUUUGAGACUCCAGAAAUAUUUAGGCCUGAAGGAAUUCUCAGUCAGAGAGGAAUUCACUUAAACAACAAUCUGAACCACUUAACAGUUGGCUUGGCCCAUCAUAGACUGUCUUCUGCACAUGCAGCAGCAAAGCAGGGGAAAGUGGAGCUGCCCGUGACGAGAGCAGAGAGUGACAAGAUCGUCCUGCUGGUGUGCAACCGCGCCUGCACCGGGCAGAAGGGAAAGAGGUUUGGACAGCCUUUUGUGCUGCACUUGGAGAAGACAGUAGCCUGGGACCUGCUGCAGAAGGAAAUCUUGGAGAAGAUGAAAUAUUUCCUGAGGCCCACGGUUUGCAUUCAGGUGUGUCCUUUCAGUUUGCGUGUGGUCAGUGUGGUGGGAAUAACAUACUUGCUGCCCCAGGAAGAGCAGCCACUGUGCCACCCAACGGUAGAAAGGGCAUUAAAAUCGUGUGGACCGGGGGGCACUGCUCAUGUGAAAUUAGUGGUAGAAUGGGACAAGGAGACAAAAGAUUUCUUGUUUGUAAAUACUGAAGAUGAGUAUAUCCCUGAUGCAGAGAGUGUCCGCCUGCAACGGGAGCGUCAUCAUCAGCCUCAAACUUGCACUUUAUCCCAGUGUUUCCAACUCUACACCAAAGAGGAGCGGCUGGCCCCCGACGACGCCUGGCGCUGCCCGCACUGCAAGCAGCUGCAGCAGGGGAGCAUCACGCUGAGCCUGUGGACGCUGCCGGACGUGCUCAUCGUCCACCUGAAGCGGUUCCGGCAGGAAGGAGACAGGCGUGUGAAACUUCAGAACAUGGUCAAGUUCCCCUUGACUGGCCUGGACAUGACGCCUCAUGUGGUUAAGAGAAGCCAGAGCAGCUGGAGUUUGCCAUCCCAUUGGUCUCCAUGGCGACGACCUUAUGGACUCGGGAGGGACCCUGAGGACUACGUCUAUGACCUGUAUGCUGUGUGCAAUCAUCAUGGCACCAUGCAAGGGGGGCACUACACAGCCUACUGUAAGAACUCCGUGGACGGGCUCUGGUACUGCUUUGAUGACAGUGACGUGCAACAGCUGUCGGAAGAUGAGGUCUGCACACAGACGGCCUACAUCCUCUUCUAUCAGCGGAGGACAGCAAUACCGUCAUGGUCGGCCAACAGCUCGGUGGCAGGCUCCACGAGCUCCUCCCUGUGCGAGCACUGGGUGAGCCGGCUGCCGGGGAGCAAGCCCGCCAGCGCCACCUCGGCAGCUUCCUCCCGACGAACCUCCCUGGCCUCGCUGUCCGAGUCCGUGGAGAUGACCGGGGAGAGGAGUGAGGACGAUGGAGGUUUCUCGACGCGACCGUUCGUGAGGAGUGUCCAGCGCCAGAGCUUGUCAUCCAGGUCUUCUGUCACCAGCCCCUUGGCCAUCCAUGAAAACUGCAUCAGACCUUCUUGGUCCCUGUCUGCCAAGCUGCAGAUGCGCUCCAGCUCUCCUUCCCGGUUCUCAGGGGACUCUCCGGUUCACGCCUCCACCUCCACCUUGGAGAAGAUCGGGGAGGCGGUGGAUGACAAGGCCUCCAUCUCUUGCUUUGGCAGCUUGAGGAGCCUCUCGAGCAGUUCCCAGGACCCGGGCGGCGCUCCCAGUCGACGGGAGCACAAGGCUGCAGGCCGGGCCCCUCUGGCUGUCAUGGAAGGCGUGUGCAGAGACGAGCCAGAUGCCCACAGAUCAAACUCCAGUGUGGCGGACACACAGAGCAAACACUCAGCACAAGGGGCUCGCUUGCCCCCCGUGUCUGAUCCAUUUGAUAACAAUAACCAGAUAGCUUACGUGGAUCAGAGCGAUUCUGUAGAUAGCUCUCCCGUCAAAGAGGUGAAACCCCCAAGCCACCCAGGCUCCCUCACAAAGAAACCAGAGAGCACAACCAAGAGUUCCCCCAGCUGCAAAGGCGCGUCUGAGCCGGACAGAAGCCUGCGGAAGGGGAGGUCGGUCUUGGCGAGCCGGGGGUCAUCUCAGUCCAGCACCUCCCCUUCCUCCCCGGUUCCUGCCAAAGUUUCUGUGAAGCCCUCCCGCUCCCGAAGCAAAGCGGAGUCUUCCAGGGCCCCCACCCCUCCCAGGAAGGAGCCCUCCCCCAGAGCCCAGGACUCGGUGGCCUCUCCUUCGCCCCAGAAGCCGAAGGCAGCUUCUUCCCUCACGUGCACUGCUUCCUCCACCCCUGCCAAAAAGGCCCCGGGCCCUGCCACCAGGGGCCCCUGCCCACCGGGGAAGGGCAGGACUGCGGAGCGGAGCCUGAGUGGAGAGGGCUCCAGACAAAGCCUGGCUUCUGACCGAGCCGGGGUCCCCUCCAGCUCCAAGCCCAGCUCCCCUCGGGGGAGCCAGGCCAGGGCGGGGGAGGGCCGGGUGGACGGGAAGCAGGUCAGGAGCUCCUCCAUGGCCAGCCUGCGCUCCCCCAACGCGAGUGUGAAGGCUGGUCUGAAGCGGGACAGCAAGUCGGACGAGAAGGGGCUGUCCUUCUUCAAGUCUGCCUUGAGGCAGAAGGAGACGCGGCGGUCCACUGACCUCGGCAAGACGCCCCUGCUCUCCAAGAAGGCAGGGGGGAGCUCCGUCAGGUCGGCCGGUAAGAACGCCGGGGAGGACAAGGCGGAGAAGGGGCACCGGCCUCCAGGCUCCCAGCAGCCAAAUGCCAGUUCCAUUAGGAAAGAGCAGCUGGCCUCCAAGGACCCUGCUUCUGCUAGACAUUCCCUGCUGUCCAGUCGCAGAUCCAAGUCUUCCCCGCUAGACUGCGGCGCACCCGCAUCUCCUGGUGGCCGGCAGUCUGCCGAGAAGGCCUCCCAAAGGUUACCUUCGAGCAUGCCAGCCUCUGCACGGCCUCCGAAACCUCAGUGACGCCGCUGCGCUCCAGUGCGACCUGCGACACGUUUAUUUAUUUAGAACCCUCCCCUCCCACCAAAGCCCUCUAUGCUUUUGUAUUUUUUGGGUCAUGUGCCUGAUGUGUGUGCUUGCGUGCGUGUGUGCGUGCGUGCGUGCGUGUGUGUGUGCGGAUUUCAAUUGCAAAUUGUUAAAAGCGUCGCCUUAUUCUGCCAUUGAACCAAAUAACAGCCAUAGGCAAAGCAUCGAUACCGAACUAACUGGAAAAAUCACAGAUGAUUCCCUGGACAGUCCCUGUAGCCGUUGUAUAUAUUUCUUUAGAGAGCUCUAAUGAUGCGUUGGACACCAGGGUUUGGAACCUGGGACCAGCCAAGCUGCUCUGCAGAAGGAUGAGUUAUUUGACCUGGGGUUCAGCUGAGCAGGACUUGUCCUCACGGGGACUGUCAUGUGGCACCAGGAGUUCUAAAAACUGUGACACUAACAGACAAACCGAAGGAAAACGGUUGCUUCCUGCACUUUGGCCCCAUCUACCAGUCUUUGUAAAGGGCAAUAUUUUAACACUAAUGUUUCUCAGGUAUAUAUACUCAGCCAGGUUAGGAAGGAUGUGUAUCUGUAAGAGGAUUAGAGAGAAGGUGGCCUGUCAGUGACUGUCAGUCCUCCUGCCACACACAGGCAGUUUCAGAGGUAGAAGCAGUCUCACUACUUCCCUGUCGGCAGAGAUGUGGGUCCCAAGAUGUGGCAGAUCGGGUAAAGCCAGUCACUCGUAGUUGAGGCUUUCCCUCCUACAUUUGCUAGUGAAGGCCAUUGGGAGUUUGAAAAGUAGUAGAGCAGGAGAGGAAUCUUUUAAAGAAAGAUUCCUGGGAAAAGAAAGAGGAUUCUCAACUGCACACAUGAAUCUCUCCCAUUUUCCUCCCGUGUUGCUUUUUCUGUGUUGGACGUUGAAAGCUCCUUGCCCACGUCUCCACACUCUGGUAAGUCAUGAAGAGGAAAGAAGUUGCUGAGGCCAGAAGUCAGUGGUAGUUGAAGCGACGUGUAACAAAGUAUUACAUACACGUUCCUGAUCCUGCCCGUCGGGCUCAGUGUGACUGCUCUUCAGCAAUUCACUUCCUUCUUCGUGCUGAAGAUUGAAUCUCUCGCCAGAACUCGGCGGGUCAGCGCAGGUUCAGUCUGGCCCUGUCCAUGCCAAUUGCAUUUUCUGGUUAGACGAGAACCUCACAGACAUCUCACAGAUAAGCAAGAUACUGGUUUUCCAAGCUCUCUGGGGGUAUCCUAGCAAGUUUUAGUUUUUUCCUCCUUUUUCUAAAUGUGGAGAGAGUCUUGGUU